Ilyonectria robusta is the source of this 2347-nucleotide messenger RNA. RefSeq lists its product as uncharacterized. NCBI's taxonomy places the organism in Eukaryota, Fungi, Ascomycota, Sordariomycetes, Hypocreales, Nectriaceae. The transcript has 4 exons. The record is from RefSeq and is a predicted model, not a curated record. The coding region runs from base 209 to 1894 and encodes 561 amino acids. Gene Ontology annotation, cellular component: nucleus. Gene Ontology annotation, molecular function: RNA binding. Gene Ontology annotation, biological process: mRNA processing.
GUCUGUGGCGCAUCACGUGAUAUCACUUGUGGCUUAGCCUAAAACCUUGUCGCGCAUCAGGCAUCAUCCAUAAAACCCCGACACUCUGCUCGGAACAUCCCCAUCGCCGCUCAACUCGAGUGAAACAUCACACUUAGGCUAACUCGGAAGCCCUGCCAGGUGAUUCCAGCUUUGAGGAUCCCAGAACUCACGCGACGGCAUAGACACUAUGGCUACUCUCGAUGUGGAGGCGCUCCUUGACGCCACGGCGAAGGAUACCGAGCAGAAGAUCAAGAGUCCCACCGAUGAUCAAACGAAAGACGACAAGUCCGACCGACGGGACAAGGACCGAGAACGUGACCGCGGUCGAGAUCGCGACCACGACCGUCGACGCCGUGACCGCCGAGAGACCAGCCAAACCCGAAGCCGACGAGGCACACCCGAUGUAGGAACUCCUCGAAGCGACGCUGGCAGCCACAGAAGUAGAAGGAGAAGCAGAAGCCGCGAUGACGAGCGCCGUCACUCACGUCGAAACAGAGACGGCGAUUAUUACAGAGGCGGACGUCGGCGUUCGAGAUCCCGAUCUCGGUCGCCGCACGGCCACUACCGCCCUCGGGAGGACCGCGACCACCGCGACCGACGAGAUCGCCCGGACCGCCGCCCCCGCGAAUAUGGCCGCGGCCGGGAUGAGGAUCGCCGAGAUCCAAAGCGUGAGGCCACACCCCAGCUUACUGAAGACGAACGGGAUCGUCGCACUGUGUUUGUCCAGCAACUUGCAGCGCGCUUGCGAACUCGCGAGCUGAAGGAGUUCUUCGAGAAGGUCGGCCCCGUCAACGAGGCUCAGAUCGUGAAGGACCGUAUCAGUCAGAGAUCCAAGGGAGUUGGUUACGUCGAGUUCAAGAACGAAGAAUCCGUUACCCAGGCCCUUCAACUCACUGGACAGAAACUCCUAGGUAUUCCUGUCAUUGUUCAGGUGACAGAGGCAGAGAAAAACCGACAGGCACGCAACCCAGAGGCUGCUGGGCCUCACCCCAACUCCAUCCCAUUCCAUCGCCUUUACGUUGGCAACAUUCAUUUCAACGUCACCGAGCAGGACCUGCAAGCCGUGUUCGAGCCCUUUGGCGAGCUCGAGUUUGUACAGCUGCAGAAGGACGAAAACAACCGAAGCCGCGGUUAUGGCUUUGUCCAGUUCCGUGAUGCAACCCAGGCACGAGAGGCGCUAGAGAAGAUGAAUGGCUUUGAUUUAGCCGGUCGUCCUAUCCGCGUCGGCCUUGGAAACGAUAAGUUCACCCCUGAGAGCACUGCCAACCUGUUGCAGAGAUUUUCCGGCCAGAACCAACAGUUCCAGGGCUCCGCCUUUUCUGGCUCUGGUGGACGUGGCCCUCAAUCCUCCGCCUUCGACCGGGCCGGAGGACGAGACAGUGAGAAGACUGGUGGCGCCAGCGCCCUUGAUGACACCGAUGUCGCUGGGGUCAACUUUAACAACUAUAGUCGCGAUGCAUUGAUGAGAAAACUUGCCAGGACCGACGAUAGCAACACCAAUGGCAAUGACGAGCGACAAGUCCUCAAACCCAAGACAGAGACCAAGCCGCUCCCCGUCAAUGUCAACAUGGCAAGCCGCUGUGUUGUGCUCCACAACAUGUUUGAACCCGAAGAGGAAGAAGGUGACGAAUGGGUUAAAGAGCUCGAGGAUGACGUUCGUCAAGAGGCCGAGACGAAGUAUGGACAUGUCGUCCAUAUUUCGGUCGACCCAAACUCUACGGGAGACAUCUAUCUCAAGUUUGACAAAGUCCAGGGCGGCGAAAAUGCUAUCAAGGGCCUCAACGGCCGAUACUUUGGAGGACGAAUGAUCGACGCGGCGCCUGUUGUAGAUGCCGUCUACAGCAGUUUGUUCUCUCGUACUCGGGCAAUCUAAGCUAAUGCUGGCUUGUCGACACUGCUAUUUAGGACCCUUCCAGGUUAGCAGUGUCUGUCCCAACUGGCGGAGGCGCCUGACUAAGACCGUGGUUCAACAGGCAUGAAGCCUUUGCUUCCUCCGAGAGUACGCAAUCUCUCAUCACGACUCACCAACAGAACCGACAAGACUCGGCCCUCAUCCCGCUACACGGAAACAGCCGAGCAUCCCCUUCUUAACCCUAGGUGUCGCAGGUUCACUCACCCGUCACACUGGACGCCGCACACGUAUACCUGGAUUCACCUUCGAACACUCAGGUCCAGCACUCGUUAAGUGCAAGUUCCCCCUGCUGAUAUAUGUACCAUAGGAUGGCCCUCCUCCCCUUCUGGGGAAAUAUGUGGCAAUAUCCCAUAGUUCUACCACUCUGUCUAGAUAGUCAUGUCACUUUGUGCAAAAUAGAUUGUGUUGAGCGAG